Salvia hispanica is the source of this 2834-nucleotide messenger RNA. RefSeq names its product receptor-like protein Cf-9 homolog. Gene Ontology annotation, molecular function: protein binding. The record is from RefSeq and is a predicted model, not a curated record. Lineage: Eukaryota; Viridiplantae; Streptophyta; Magnoliopsida; Lamiales; Lamiaceae.
AUGUGUCCUUCAAGAGCAGCCACAAGUGAAGCAGAGGCUUUGAUGAGAUGGAAAUCCAGCCUAUCAUCUUCUGCUUCUCUCGAGUCUUGGUCCCACAACAACAUCAGCAACCACUGCAGAUGGAUUGGCAUUCGCUGCAACGACGAGGGAUCUGUCUCUGGGAUUGACCUCCCCGGUGCAAACCUUGCAGGGACAUUGGACCUGUUCCAUUUCACUGCAUUGCUGAAUCUCACCACUUUCAAACUCAGCGGGAAUGCUCUCAACGGCUCCGUACCAGGUGCUCUUGGCAACCUCACAAGCCUCACUCUCUUGGACCUCUCCGACAAUCAGUUUUCCGGAGCCAUUCCACCAGAGAUCGGCCGCCUGACAGAGCUUCGAUACCUGAGCUUCUCCAACAACUAUAUGGUUGGAGAAAUCCCAUAUCAGAUAGACAAUCUGAGGAAGGUGCGCUUCUUGGAUUUGGGCUCUAAUUACUUUAAAUCUCCCGACUGGUCUAGAUUUUCCACAUUCCCUUUCCUCACUCACCUUAAUCUCUAUUACAAUGAACUCACCUUGGAAUUCCCACACUUCAUAACCACAUGUCUCAACCUUACUUUUCUUGAUUUGUCUCAUAACACCUUCACAGGCCAAAUUCCCAAAUCAUUGUUCACCAAUUUGGUCAAACUUGAAUAUCUUAACCUCACCACAAAUGGUUUCCAAGGCCCCAUAUCAUCAAAUAUCACUAACCUCUCCAAGUUGAAGGAUCUUCGCCUCUCCCUCAACUUCUUCUCUGCCAACAUUCUUGAUUCAGUAAGCCUUAUUCCAAGCCUGCAAAAUCUAGAGUUGUACAAUAAUUUGUUUAUAGGAGAAAUCCCUCCUUCUAUAGGCCUACUCACAAAUCUCCGAAGUCUAGACCUUGGAAUGAACAGAUUCAAUUCCUCCAUUCCACCAGAGCUCGGCCUGUGUAACAAGCUGACCUACUUAGAUUUAUCCGAGAAUUCACUCUCGGGGCCAUUGCCUCCAUCCUUGUCAAAUCUGGGCAAUUUAUCUGACUUGAUACUAUCUGAUAAUAACCUGACUGGUGAAAUAUUGCCCCGUUUCAUCACGAAUUGGAGAAAACUAAUCUCAAUACAGUUUCAAGACAAUGAAUUCAGUGGGAAACUUCCAUCAGAAAUAGGCUUGCUUACAAACCUCGAGUCUCUGUAUCUCCCUAAUAACUCGUUUUCCGGCAGCAUCCCACCAGAGAUAGGAAACCUACAAAAAAUAAUGUGGCUGGACCUUUCAACCAAUAACUUUUCAGGUCCAAUACCAUUCACCAUUGGGAAUCUAUCAAAUCUAAAGGGCUUAUUUCUAUCUUCCAACAAAUUAAAUGGUCCAAUACCAUUCACCAUUGGAAAUCUGUCAAAUCUGAAGAACUUGGAUCUCACUUCAAACAAAUUAAAUGGUCCAAUUCCAUCUACCAUCGGAAACCUUUCAAAUCUGUUGGGCUUGUAUCUCUCUUCCAACAAAUUAAAUGGUGAGCUCACAUCCUCCAUCUGUAACUUGUCAUCCCUUCGUUAUUUUCUUCUCUCAAAUAAUACUUUGGAAGGAAGACUGCCACAGUGCUUCGGAAACUUCAUCGGAUCCGUGCAAAUAUUUCAUCUAAACAUGAAUCACCUUAGUGGCCUCAUUCCAUCUAACUUUACCAAGGGUUGUAAUGUUAUAUCCAUCAAUUUGGGUGAAAACAAAUUCCACGAAAGAUUACCUGAAUCCUUAAUCAAUUGCCGAAGUCUAAGGAGUCUCGACAUCGGAAAUAAUAGAAUGCAAGGUGAAUUUCCCUUUUGGAUGGGAGGCCUUCCCAACUUUAAAGUGCUAGUGUUGAGGUCUAACAAGUUUGGUGGUAACAUAUCACUUCCUUCACCAACCAAACUCCCAUUUCCUGAGUUACAAGUUCUAGAUAUCUCUCAUAAUGCAUUUGUUGGCUCUCUACCCAAUAGAUAUUUCAACAAUUUCAGAGCAAUGAUAGAGGAAAAGCAAAGAAAUGACACAAUUCUUAACUCUGACGACAUGAGAUAUCGACAAUUUGUGAAUAUAAUAGUCACCUUGAAAGGUCAUGAUCAGUUAUUGAAUAGACUGUUGGAAGGCUUCACAACGAUUGAUUUAUCCUCCAAUAGUUUCUCCGGGGCUAUUCCACCUUCUAUAGGAAAUCUUAAGAUUCUCAAAUAUUUGAACUUGUCCCACAAUAGCCUCACAGGACAUAUACCUUCGUCUCUUGGAAACAUGAGUGCACUCGAAUCGUUGGACUUGUCAACAAACAAAUUGGACGGAGAAAUUCCAAGUGAAUUGACAAGGUUGACAUUUCUUGCGAAAUUAAACCUUUCAAUGAACACUCUUGUUGGGCAAAUACCGCGAUCCAACCAGUUCUCCACAUUUGAGAAUGAUUCAUAUAUGGGAAACUUGGGAUUGUGUGGAGUUCCGUUGACGAGAAAAUGCAAAGAGGAUGAUGGGAAAUUGAUGCAGCCUACAGAAGAAGAAGGUGAUGAUGAAGAUGAAUUCAUAGAUGGAUUUGGUUGGAGAAGUGUGGUGAUGGGAUAUGGAAAUGGAUUCGUAGUUGGGAUUGGAAUUGGUUACAUGAUUAUAAGAAGCGGAAGGCCAAGAUGGUUAGUGGAAUUCUUUUUCGGGGUUGGUUAUAAUUAUAAGACGAACAAGAAAUGCAACCGGGCUGCACCAACACGCAGGGGAACUUGAUUCAAAGCGAAAGAGAAUUGUGUGAUUUCCAUUUUUUAUUUGAUUUGGAAUGUGUUUGAGUUGUAUUUGGAUUAGUCACACUGUCUGUAGUUUGUUUCAUUAAUGAGAUGGAUUUCAUUUAUAAUUAA